AUGGCUAUUCUGACCUUCUACUUCUUAGCCUUCUCUUUCCUCUGCAAUCUCUCAACUCUUCCUGUGCUCACCAAUGCUGUCUCCGACUGCGGCGGAAGCUGCACCACCCUCAACGACUGCGCCGGCCAGCUCAUUUGCAUCAACGGCAAAUGCAACGAUGAUCCUGAAGUGGGCACGCUCAUCUGCCGAGGCGGCGGCGGUGGCGGCGGAACCUGCCAGGCUUCCGGCAAUUUAACCUGCAACGGUAAAUCCUAUCCUCAGUAUCGUUGCUCCCCGACAGUCACGUCCUCCACGCAAGCCAUCCUCAACCUCAACGACUUCAGCGAAGGCGGCGACGGCGGAGCACCGUCCGAAUGUGAUGAGCAGUACCAUAGCAACUCGGAGCGCGUGGUGGGGCUAUCGACGGGAUGGUACAACAACGGGUCACGGUGCGGGAAGAUGAUAAAGAUCACGGCCAGGAACGGGAAGAGCACGACGGCGAAAGUGGUGGAUGAGUGUGACUCGGUGAAUGGGUGUGACAGCGAGCAUUCGGGACAGCCACCGUGCGGGUAUAACAUCGUGGAUGGGUCGCAGGCGGUGUGGAAUGCGUUGGGGCUUGAUUCGUCGGUGGGUAAAGUAGAGGUCACCUGGUCUUUUUUACCUGAUGAGCAUCAGCUGGUCUGCGUGAUGAGCUACUCGUAA
This is a messenger RNA of Neltuma alba, 681 nucleotides long. RefSeq names its product kiwellin-like. NCBI's taxonomy places the organism in Eukaryota, Viridiplantae, Streptophyta, Magnoliopsida, Fabales, Fabaceae. Bases 1 to 681 code for a protein of 226 amino acids. The transcript has a single exon. The record is from RefSeq and is a predicted model, not a curated record.